CGCCGCACCUUUGCCAGCUCGACUUCCGGCAUUGAAUUCCAAACCACCCCUAGUGAACCUGCAUCAUGAGUCGGAAUUGGGUUCCCGCGCUUAUGGCCAUUGGCAUGGGUGUCUGGACUGGAUACUAUAGCUUCCAGCCUGCGUUGAGAGAUCUACAAUCUGAGAAGGGGAAUGGACCCCAAACUCAGCAGUCGCCAGAUCAAAAAAUCGCCCAGCCAUCCGCACCCAGUUCAAAUGGCGAUUCAAGCAAACCGGCAGCAUAGCUUAGCGGAACAUAGUCCUUCGAAAUGAGCAGAUAUAGAUUGCAGCUAAAUAACACGGUUUGAUCUGCGUUCACCGCGACGCCGCUGGUCGGUGAUACUCUGCAGUGAUACGAGAAGGAACCUAUCUACCCAGAAAUUCAGUAUCGUACGGAAUGCGAAACGUCGUGCCAUGAUAUCAUAGAAGUAUAGGUAGAGGGCCCCGCUGGUCACAUUGGUGACAGCCUGUGGUGGCUGGAGAAUGCUGGUUUGGGGUAGGCUAAGGGAUUCGAAAUUCGCCCAGAUUAUAUAGUAUGGGUUACAGCUCGACUGUAUUUGUACUACUAUGAGCCUUCACAGCACAUAUAGGCCAAACAGUUCAUGAUAAUUCACUGUCAACUACAG
Aspergillus sclerotioniger CBS 115572 is the source of this 644-nucleotide messenger RNA. RefSeq lists its product as uncharacterized. Lineage: Eukaryota; Fungi; Ascomycota; Eurotiomycetes; Eurotiales; Aspergillaceae. The record is from RefSeq and is a predicted model, not a curated record. The coding region runs from base 66 to 263 and encodes 65 amino acids. The transcript has 3 exons.